GCGAUGGAAAACAUUACAAAGGUUUGGCUGGGUCCACUGCCCGCUGAUUCACCCUACGUCCAGCCGCAUCGUAUGUACUACGUGCAAAAUGGCGUUGAAAAGAACUGGGAUUUGCUCAAGGUGCACGACAGCGUUGCCAUCAUCCUCUAUAACACAACACGCCAGAAGCUCGUGCUGGUGAAACAGUUUCGUCCGGCUGUUUAUCACGGUGUCAUCACCACCGAGCUGGGCACCUUUGACAAGGCCGACCUAAAGGCAUUCCCACCCGCCAUUGGCGUGACCUUGGAGCUCUGCGCUGGUAUUGUGGACAAAUCGAAAAGCUGGAGUGAAAUUGCUCGCGAGGAAGUGCUGGAAGAAUGCGGCUACGAUGUCAGCGUUGACCGCAUCGAGCAAGUCAUGGUCUACAGAUCUGGCGUUGGCUCAUCGGGUGCCAAGCAAGCGAUGUACUACUGUGAGGUGACUGAUGCCGAUAAAGCCAACAGUGGCGGUGGCGUCGAGGAUGAAAUGAUCGAGGUGGUGGAACUGUCAUUGCCCGAGGUCAAGCGUAUGGUGCAACAGGGCGCCGUCAACAACAGUCCACCCAGUUGUCUCAUGGGUCUCAUGUGGUUCUUGGCAAACAAGGCGCCAGCUGAGGCAACCAGCGCCUAACCGCCAAUCGCCAACCGCUCAACAACCACCAACAGAGCUGUGUUAUCGGUUUAUCUGCAUUAUCCAGUUGAUAACACUCGAGCGUGAGAAAUGUUGACACACAAAACUUCGUAUGCUUUCCAGUUAUCUUCUCCCUGCCCAUAAUCACUACAGUUAACUGGCGCACAGCGUCAACCACAAUUAGAUUGCCUUUCCGAGUCUACACAACAACAACAAAAAAUACAUUACGCAUAGAGACAUACCCACUAUUAUUAUAUUCUUCCACAUGUAUCGAGAAUAAACUGUUCGAAAACAGC
Drosophila albomicans is the source of this 944-nucleotide messenger RNA. RefSeq names its product uridine diphosphate glucose pyrophosphatase NUDT14-like. The record is from RefSeq and is a predicted model, not a curated record. Gene Ontology annotation, molecular function: metal ion binding; UDP-sugar diphosphatase activity. NCBI's taxonomy places the organism in Eukaryota, Metazoa, Arthropoda, Insecta, Diptera, Drosophilidae. The coding region runs from base 4 to 648 and encodes 214 amino acids. The transcript has 2 exons. Gene Ontology annotation, biological process: ribose phosphate metabolic process; nucleoside phosphate metabolic process.